Molecule: messenger RNA, 4181 nt
Organism: Spirodela intermedia
Lineage: Eukaryota; Viridiplantae; Streptophyta; Magnoliopsida; Alismatales; Araceae
Source: the annotation of a GenBank genome assembly
AUGAGGGUGGACCCACCCGAUGGGGCGGCCACCGCGCCGGAGGCGGGGCCGCCGUCCGGCGGGGUCAAAGUGGCGGUGCCGCCGCUGGAGUCGGAGCCGGUGGCGGGGCUGCUGCAGAGGAUAUCGGAAGAGGGGGGAUUCGCCUUCGUGAGCUCAGCGGAGAAGGCGGCGGGAGGAGACCUCACGGCGGCGGAGGCCGCGAGGGAGAUGGCGUGGGAGCAGCUCCACUCCGGCCCCUGGCACAGCGUCGUCCCGGCGUGGAGGGACGCCUAUGCCCUGACGUGCCUCCUCGCAGCUGGGUUCCACGCCGCGGCCGGCGAGUUCCAGGAGGCUCUGAAGAUCCUCGACAUGGGCCUGAUCAUGGGAGGUAUGCUCCUUCGAAAGGAUCUCGAGGAAGCAGUGAGGAAGAUUGUAGGAAGGUCCCAGGGGGAAGAGAGAUCGAGCGGCGAGGCAUCCGUAAGUGAGCUGCGUCUGGGAGUUGACGAUGUGAAAGGCCAGAACCAAUCCGAGGUAAAUUUAGAGUGGUUAUUCUUCGAAAAUUAUCAUUUUUUCCAUAUUCUUUUAGGUCUAGCCGUAUCGAUUCAGUGGUGAACUUCUUUCUAUUGUUACAAUCUACCUAUGAUAGGUUAAAGAUCGUAAACAUUUCGACACCAUUGCUCGUCCGAUCCUAUUUCAUCCAUAUAAAGUUGUAGAACCAAACCAAACGCAUGAAUCUCCAGAAUUUGUGAAGAAAUCAAGGCGCCAAUGUGAUUGCAUCUUGAGCUCAUCCCACAUCAUGCCACAUCAAUAACCAUAGAAAUCCAGAAGGGCUUCAUCCAGACUAGACGAUAACCAUAUCUCCAUCAUUAGAAUCAUUAGAACCUCAUUGGUUGGUUAACAAUAUGAGUCGGUAUCUUUCGGCUGAUCUCCUCACUAACUUCUUGUGGACCUCUUAUUAGUUGUAGAUGGAUGAGCAAUUAAGUCAACUAUAGACCUGCUGGAGAUUUCAUCUGGGGCUACUGUAAAUCUGAUGUAUUUCGUUACUUCUUGUAAUCAAUCCCAUUAUUAUUAUGAGGAAAUAAAAUCAUGGACGGAUAAGCAAUGAAAGUCAAAGGUAUGUAAAAAAGGAGUACGACCAUUAAAUCUUACCUUGUCUCCAUAUCACUCCUAUUCCUCAAGGAAAUCUCCUUAUCUUAAUAUUAGAACAGUAUAUAAAAAACCAGUGCGACCAUUAAAUCUUACGUUGACUGUAUAUCAAUCCUAUUCCUCAAGGAAAUCUCUUUAUCUUAAUAUGAGAAAAACCAAACUCUUCACCUACAUUGGUUUUGAAGAUUUAAAACUUUAUGCUUCUUGGCAUUUUUAUCUGAGGUGAACAUCAUGCUCAUUGUUCCAUUCAUUGCUACAUUGUAUGUUCUUCCCUGUCCAUUCUUAGUUGAGAGUUAAAAAGUCAACCAUUUGAGAAAACCAAAUAAUGUGAUUCAAAUUUCUCACAAGUUCGUGUCCAUCACGUCCAUUCACAAAUGGGUUCUUAUGAAGAGUGUACUGUGUCUAUUGAUCACUCCGUAAGGAGCGCAAUGACUUAAUUCCGUCCUCAGCUUUCUCCAGUCUGUCAUCUGUUUGUCUUUUAGAAUUAAUUUUUUCAUGAAAAUAGGAGCACUUCCUCUUAUUGCAUGACUUAAAAGUUGAACCUUAUUUCUCAAGCAGACAGUGAUCAUGCAGUACCUCUUUUAGGACACAAACAUACAACUUGUUAUAUUUGCUAUGCACUUGAGUGUUUUUCAAGAGCAGGUAACUAGGUACGGAACAAACAUCAAGGGACCUAUUGUCAGGGUCUUUUUGAAACUCACUUUGAAAGCAGGCUAAGAAUUCGGCCAUUUGAUGUAUAUGCGAGUCUCAAUCCAUUAUUUUUCAUGAGAAAGUAGUAAGAAAGUGUGGUGUUGAGGUGUGGCCGACAAUAGAUUAGUUUAAUGGUCUAAUUAUCGGAUGUUGUAGUGUAAAAUAAUUGUUUACCUCCAUGCUAAUGAUGAUUGUAUUGUUGAUUCAUAGGUGCUUCAGGUCCUCCCAUCUGGAUCAUUGUCCUCUAGAAUGGUCGACAGACAGGUUUCCCUCUCUAUGGAGAGGUUUCUUUGUGACCAUUUUCUACUGGGAUCUCCGGUUAUAAUCACUGGAUGCAUUGACCACUGGCCUGCUCGGACAAAGUGGAAAGACAUUAGAUAUCUAAAGCAGGUUGCUGGUGAUAGAACAGUUCCUGUUGAGGUGACCAGCCUUUCCUUCAUUUUUUUUAUAUUUUCUUGUGGUGUUUUUUUGUGAAGAUUUUGCUUUUGGCCAUCAGCAAGUUGUCCUUCUGUCCUCUUAGAAUCUUAGAAUACUGUAACGUGGUUGACUAAUUUCUGUAAAGCCUGAAAAUGGUAAGCCAUAAGUGGGUUGUUUGAUGGGCGGUGAAUAAACCUACCUGGUGCAAGAGAGGAGCAAUUCAACGCUCACCAUUUUAGACCCAUUUUUUACCUGAUUGCAACUUAUCAUCUUGAGUCAGGGGCGAUGGAAAAAGCCAUAAGACAUGGUUUGAUGGGCUUUCAAGUGUUAUGUCCUCGAUGCUUGUAGUACUGUCAACCUUUGACGCACAAAAUGGGUAAUUUUUCUUCAAAGGUCAUCACACUUAGUAAGUUAACCCUUGCAUUUAUCCAUUCAGUGUAAAAGUGCAUUAAUGAUUCAUUUCUAUUGUCUUCCAGCGACAUAAUAUAUAUAUAUAUAUUAUAUAAAUGAUAUCUCAUAUAUGUUGCGUUACAUAAGUUGCAUUUUUAUUUUUUAUUCAGUAUAAGUGCUGAUUUCAUGCAUAUUUAUGAAAGAAUGCUACAUAUUUUAUGCAGUAAGCCUGAUGUUACUCAAAAAAGAAAAGUAAUAGCAUCAUCACAGAGUUCUUAUGUGCUGUGGAAAUCGCUCUUCGUUUGAAAGCUCAGGAUCAGAAACUGUAAGUUUCUUGUGUGUUGCAGGUUGGAAAGAAUUACUUAUCCGAUGAGUGGAAACAAGAGCUUAUCACUUUCUCUGAGUUUCUCGAGAGGAUCCUAUCUUCAGAGAGCUGUAAGGCGAACCUCACAUACCUCGCACAACACCCAUUAUUUGAACAGGUAUCGUCAUCCUUGUCCUCCUAGCUUCUCUUGAUUGAAGCUCCUAGUCCUGCCCACACCAGCUCGUUGUAGACCAGAAAGCCUUACCUGAAGCAUACCUGAGUAGGCCAACUCUGCUCCUCUGCCACGUAGGAAUUCCUCUGUGCCCAUGUGUCCCCUCCUCCCGAAAGUGGGGCCCAGUACAAAUCCAGUCACUGCGCUCAUCGCUGUUGGUUACGAGUUUGGUGAUAUUUUCAGGUCCAAGAGCUGAGAAAUGACAUAAUGGUUCCCGAUUACUGUUUCACUGGCGGAGGCGAGAUCCAGUCUAUCAAUGCUUGGUUUGGUCCUGCUGGGACUGUGACUCCUUUGCAUCACGAUCCGCAUCAUAAUCUUCUUGCCCAGGUACAUAAUCUUCUUCAUAGGUAGUUUGAUUAAAAUAGUCCCAUACCGCCAAUUAUGUGAUUAAAAUCAUGCCCAGAUGUAGAAGUAGGUAUCUAUUUUGUUGAGAUUAAAGCGGAUAAUAGCAACUGAGGUCAGAGCAUGUGAUCUCCAUUUAAAUUUCCUAAUUUUUAUUUAUUUACUUGGUUGAAUUUCUAUGCUGGAGGACCUACCUGUGGUUGCUGAUUUCUUUGACGUUAUGGAUUUGAAAAUUUUCAGGUCGUUGGAAGGAAGUAUGUAAGGCUUUAUCCGGCUUCCAUUUCUGCUGAGCUGUACCCUUAUACGGAGACAAUGCUAAGCAAUUCCAGCCAGGUACCUCUCUCUCUCUCUCUCUCUCCUCUCUCUCCUCUCUCUCUCACACAUACACACACACAUAUCUGGAAUUCCAUCUCAUAAAACUAUCCCCAACCAUCGGUGGGGAGGGAACAGAAAUGAGCCUCUGAGACAGUCGUGUGCCUGCAGGUGGAUCUUGACGACGUUGACCCACAGAGGUUCCCAAAUGUUCAGGCCCUCCAGUUUGUGGACUGCAUCUUGGAGGAAGGCGAGGCGCUCUACAUCCCUCCCAAGUGGUGGCACUACGUGAGAUCCCUAACACCCAGCUUCUCCGUUAGCUUCUGGUGGGCCACCUCUACCCAGCCCAUUGCACCGACCCGCCCAUAG